AUGUCUCCCUUUAUUCCCGCCCCUCCAGUUAUCCCAAUCUCAGUCAUCGUCCACGAAAACCCAACACAAGCGCCCAUCACACUCACCGAACCCCAUCCCCUCUACAACCUCUUCUACACCCUCGCCGCCACCUUAAUAUUCACCGCCAGUGUCCUGCGCGAACUCACACUGGUUUCCUUCGAUAACGAUGAUGAAGGUGAUGAUUGGGAUCUGGUGGAUCGUCGUUCCCGAGAGAUCAGAGAGUACUUGAUGCUGCACUUCCCGGUUAUCAAGUUCGUCGGCGACGUCCACUCUGAUAUUAAUAAGAACCCCGAUGGCGACGAGACCCCAUUCCAAUCGGAAAUUCUUCAAGAUAGACGACAGAUUAGGCAUACAAUCUUUGUCGACGUCGCCCUUUACAUCGCCCUCAACCGCGCCCUUACAGGCGGGAACUCCGAGUCACCACCAUACGAUGAUCCCAGCUACAGACCCUUACUCACCUUCUUUCUCCACGUCUGUCUUCUUCACGAGCUGGGGCAUAUAAUCCGCUCCGUCUUUGCUUCCAAACCAUCUCCCUCCAAGGAUGAUCUUCAUGAUGCACCGUCGCAGAAGCAGAAGCAAGUUCGGAAGGGACAAGUUGGGUUCGACGUGGAGAGAGGGGUGUUGGGAGGAAGGGUCGUACUCGGCUACGCCACCAACCCACCCCCAGUCCGCCAGUGGGAGAACGUCAAAGUGGUGGGAUUCCGCAAACUGGAUGGUCAGACUCAUUAUUUAUCAUGCGCCCAACACGAACAUCGCCUUUGGACCUUCUUCAAACGGGCAGAAAUAGACCGCAUAUCUGACCGAUUGGAAACACUCCCCACCGAGAACACCGUGACCAAUUUCCCUCUGCACGUAGUACCGCGUUCAUGCUCUGCCGAUUGUACUUCGACCUCUGCCAGUGGUGAUCAUGCACGUGGUGUGUGUGGGACCCGAGUCGAAGCUGAGAAUGAAAGCAUCGUCGUCGACCCUGUUGAACCUCCCACCCCUUCACCGGGUAUCAGUCCAACGUCCUCGACUCCCGAGUUGCCAUCCUGGGCUUCAAAAUGCAUCGUCUCAACCAGUGGCAGGAAAAUUUUGGUGUACGAUAGGACUAAAUUCUCGGAUGUGAUAUACGAUUAG
Molecule: messenger RNA, 1140 nt
Organism: Coprinopsis cinerea okayama7#130
Lineage: Eukaryota; Fungi; Basidiomycota; Agaricomycetes; Agaricales; Psathyrellaceae
Exons: 4
Coding region: 1-1140 (379 amino acids)
Source: RefSeq, a predicted model, not a curated record